Molecule: messenger RNA, 352 nt
Organism: Protopolystoma xenopodis
Lineage: Eukaryota; Metazoa; Platyhelminthes; Monogenea; Polystomatidea; Polystomatidae
Source: the annotation of a GenBank genome assembly
GGACAUAUUUACUCAAAAUCAGAGAAAAUCAGGUGCAAUUAUUUUGCACAUCUUUGCUACUCUCUACAUGUUUCUUGGCCUUGCCAUUGUUUGUGAUGCCUACUUUGUGCCAUCGCUUGAAGUGAUAUCAGAAGUGUGGAAUCUAAAGCCUGAUGUGGCUGGUGCAACAUUUAUGGCUGCGGGCAGUUCUGCUCCAGAAUUAGCCACAACUUUAGUUGGAGUGUUUAUUUCAAAAGAUGAUGUUGGUCUAGGUGCUGUCGUGGGAUCAGCUGAUUUUAAUGUUAUGCUUGUUAUCAGUCUUUGUGCAUUGUUCGCCAAACAGUUUCUGGUUAUGUAUAUGAAUACCAUAUAG